UAUGAAGCUCUUGUUGGUGUUGGCCAUCUGUGUGCUGGCAAUCCCCAGAAAUUCUGGCGCCGUGAGCUUAGUGACUUCGCGUGACAGGUAUUUACAAGUUAUUUACGACGCAGUCAACACUGAGGACUACGGAACCGCUGUAACUUCUAGCGUGCAUCUUAAGAGAGAGACGAGGGGGGACGUCAUCGUGAAAGCAGUCAACAAACUCAUAGAAGAUGGCAAAAGAAAUAUCUUAGAGUUUGCCUACAAGCUGUGGAAGUUUGAUGAGGGCCAACAGAUUGUCAAGGAGCUGUUCCCUGCUCAAUUCAAACUGAUAUUUUCCGGGAAUCUCGUUAAAAUCAUCACUAUUCGUGAUGACCUCGCGCUAAAACUCGCUGGUGCUGCCGACGAACUAAACGACAGGGCCGCAUACGGUGACGGCAGCGAUAAGACAAGCGAGAACAUCAGCUGGAAGUUUGUACCUAUCUGGGAAGACAAUAGGGUUUACUUCAAGAUCUUUAACAUUCGGCGUCGGCAAUACUUGAAGCUAGGGGUGGAUGCUGAUGGUGAAAACGACCACGCUGUUUUCGGAGAUAACUUUGCUGAUACCCGCAGACAUGAGUGGUACCUGAAGCCAGUCCAGCUUAACGGCAAAUUACUGUUCUACAUCUAUAACCGUCAAUACAAUCAGGGCUUGAAGCUAAGUAGAACUGCCGACAGUGCAGGAGACCGACGUGCCUACUCGAACGCCGGCGAAGUCGAUGGUCAACCAGAGCUUUUCGGCUGGUCCAUCGUUUCCUUUUACUAACUGUUUUGAAAAUAUACUUUACACCACUGGAAUUGAAAAUUAAAAUUGUUCGUAAAAUUCUUGUGAAUUUUUAAAACUGAUAUCA
Messenger RNA from Bombyx mandarina (wild silkworm), 872 nucleotides. RefSeq names its product microvitellogenin. Gene Ontology annotation, cellular component: extracellular region. The record is from RefSeq and is a predicted model, not a curated record. Lineage: Eukaryota; Metazoa; Arthropoda; Insecta; Lepidoptera; Bombycidae.